AUGGCGCUGUCCACCCCGACCUCCGUGGUGCUGGAGCUGAUGACGAUGGGACAGCAGUCCGCGGCGCACCUGGGGGAGCUGCUCAUGGCGGCAUCGCCGCCCAUGGUGGCGGAGCGCGGCCAGGCGCUCACCGCGGAGAUCCUCUGCUGCUGCGACCGCGUCAUCGCCGCGAUCAGCGGGGGCGCCACCAACAGGAAGAGAAAGGCGGCCAUGGAGCACGGCGUUCUUAUGCCAUCCAAAAGAAGGUCGCGUAGUGGUGCGGAGGUGCGUCGGGAGGUCCGGAGCGGGACGACUGCGGACGGGUUCGUGUGGAGGAAGUACGGGCAGAAGGACAUCAAUGGAAGCACCCACCCGAGGUUCUACUACCGCUGCGCGUACAGCGCCGAGGGCUGCGGCGCGACUCGCCGGAUUCAGCAGUCGCAGGAGCACCCCGCGGCGUUCGUCAUCGCCUACUACGGCGACCAUACGUGCGGAGCUGGCGUCGGCGACGCGUGCCAUCAGGCGGCACCGCCGCUGCCUCCUGCUGUCAUCGACCCAAACGCUGGCGGAGUAGUCGGUUUCUUUGAUCAAUAUCAGAACGUGGAAUCUCCUCAACCGUCAGAGCAGAGUUGGCGCCGUCAAGGCGAGGCUCCCUGCAGUGAGACGUCUCGGGGACGGUGGUCGUCGUCUUCCUCCACCUCUUCAUCGGAAGCGGAACUCGGCACUUCUCCUGUAAUGGAGUUUCUGGAGGGCGGCCUCGGAUUAGGAUGGGAAUGCGCCGUCAACUACCUUUGUUUCACCGAUCUCGCUCAGACCGGUGUGAUUUAG
Molecule: messenger RNA, 807 nt
Organism: Lolium rigidum
Lineage: Eukaryota; Viridiplantae; Streptophyta; Magnoliopsida; Poales; Poaceae
Product: transcription factor WRKY45-2-like
Exons: 3
Coding region: 1-807 (268 amino acids)
Biological process (GO): regulation of DNA-templated transcription
Molecular function (GO): DNA-binding transcription factor activity; sequence-specific DNA binding
Source: RefSeq, a predicted model, not a curated record